Prunus armeniaca (apricot) is the source of this 639-nucleotide messenger RNA. Lineage: Eukaryota; Viridiplantae; Streptophyta; Magnoliopsida; Rosales; Rosaceae. The record is from the annotation of a GenBank genome assembly.
AUGCUGGCUGAGGAAGGGGAGGCCUGGGACCUGUACAGAGUGGUGUGUGGGGAGUUCCCAUUGGAUGAGGAGAUUGAUGGCUAUGACGGGUUUGUGAUAUCUGGCAGCAGCAGAGAUGCCCAUGGCAAUGAUGCUUGGAUCUGCAGGCUCUUGGCCCUCCUGAAGAAAUUGGAUGACAUGAAGAAGAAGGUCCUGGGCAUUUGCUUUGGCCACCAGAUUUUGAGCCGUGCGUUGGGAGGAAAAUCCGGCAGGGCCAUCACCGGGGGGGACAUAGGAAUCCGGACCGUCCACUUGUCAGAAUCUUCCAAGGCUUUCUCAUCUCUCAAAAUUCCAGCUCUUCUCUCCAUAUAUGAAGUCCAUCGAGAUGAGGUGUGGGAGCUUCCUCCUAAGGCUGAGUUGAUUGCAUGGUCGGAGAAGACUGGGGUGGAGAUGUUCAAGUAUGGAGAUCACAUGAUGGGCAUCCAAGGCCACCCUGAGUUCACCAAGGACAUCCUUCUCAACCUUAUUGAUCGUCUUGUGAAACUCGAAUCCAUCGUGGACACUGAAGCUGAGGAGUUGAAGGCCAAGCUGGAGGCGAGUGAGCCAGACCAAGAGGCAUGGAAGGGUAUCUGCAGAAGCUUUCUCAAGGGUGAAUUAUGA